ACCAUUGUUGCCAAUAAAACAAAAUUAUUACCUUAUAAUUAAUUGUUGAAGAGGUAAAAAGAAAAGAGGCUUUCACGUGCUCUCUUUAUUUUACUUGAUAAGAGAUACAACUGACACCGACAACAAUAUUUAUUGCAGGAUGACAUCGAUAUCUUCGAGUUGAUAAUAUUAAAAUUUUCCCUUAAAACAUGUUAUUAUCUUAAUCUAAUCUUAAUUAAUUGAAAAAUGGAAGUUAAUACGAUGACGACUUUUGUCACUGUUGGAACAACAAAGUUUGAUAAAUUAAUAGAAACUGUUUUAGAAGAUGAAGUUUUAAUGGAAUUGAGUAGAAGAGGAUAUCGUAGAUUAAUUUUACAAAUUGGUAAUACAAAUUUAACUCCAGAUUGUACUCCCAGAUGUGGUUUUGAGUAUAUUGAGACGUUCACGUUGAAACCGUCGAUCAAUGAAUACAUGAGAUUCGCCGAUUUAAUAAUUAGCCAUGCUGGUGCUGGGAGCUGUUUAGAAGCGUUGGGAGCAAAGAAACCACUUAUUGUAGUCACUAAUGAUUUACUCAUGGACAACCAUCAAUCAGAACUUGCUGAGCAAUUGAGCCAAGACAAAUAUUUGUAUCAAUGUACUUGUGCUACACUUUUGGAAGUCUGCAAAUCAAUGAAUUUAUUACAGCUGAAACGAUUUGUAGAUGAUAAAAGCCCAAAAAUUGCUGAGAUAAUUGAUUAUAUCAUGGGUUUUGAGUAACUAUUGUUUACUCAGCUUGAAACUAAUUUUAUGAUAAAUUUUUUUCUUUAUUUUCAACAUUAAUUACAUUAAGCGCAUUGUGGUUUAAUAACAUUAUAAAAAAACAUGAUGUUUUUUAUGAGUAAAUCGCGAUAUUAAAUAA
Molecule: messenger RNA, 877 nt
Organism: Cotesia glomerata
Lineage: Eukaryota; Metazoa; Arthropoda; Insecta; Hymenoptera; Braconidae
Gene: Alg13
Product: UDP-N-acetylglucosamine transferase subunit ALG13 homolog
Exons: 3
Coding region: 226-735 (169 amino acids)
Biological process (GO): dolichol-linked oligosaccharide biosynthetic process
Molecular function (GO): hexosyltransferase activity
Source: RefSeq, a predicted model, not a curated record